AUGCCAAGGAAAUUAUUUUUGUGGAUAUUUUUUUUGCUGGUCUCUUGUUACGGAAAUCUGAGCGAGACGCAUUUGCAGUUUUUAAAACGGUACUUUGUCUCGGCCAAUUCUGUGGCAAUAUCGAUGCUACAAACACACCACCAGGAAGUUAAAAUAAGGGACUUGGCAGAAGUUAUCUCGCGAAAAUUAAAUUCAAUUGGCACACCUGUCGUGGUUCACGAAAACCACAAAAGUGGUUCUUUAAACAUCAUCAUGAUCGUUUGGAGUCUCAAAAUACUUAGACAGUUUCUCGAUUCUUUGGUAGUACCUGAAGAGAAAGGUACUUACUAUAUAAUAAUCCUUGAGCAAGACUGUGCCACGGUGCAUUCAGAUUUUGCGCAAAUUUUGGAACAAUUUUGGUGUGAACACAACGUUUUGAACGUGGUCGUGCAAAACCCUUGUUCCGGCGGGACAUUUUACCUAUUUUUGCCCUUUGAACACAGGGAUAAUUUCUGGGGGAGUUGCAAAAGUUGGGACUUUAACGAGCAAAUGCCCAACAAGUUGCGAAACUUGAACCAGUUCCCCUUAAAAAUCUCCCUCUUCUUGUACAACCCAACUCUGAUCGCCAAGUUACCAAAAGGGCUCAAAACAAACCCCAGGUACCACAACCUGAGCGCAUCGAAAGGUUAUGGCGGCUUGGACGGUUUCCUUUUGAGAGAACUGGUCGAUUAUUUUAAUUUUGACCCAGUAAUUGUGGAAAAUUUGGAGGAGUAUGGACGGGUACUGCCCAAUGGUACCGCCUUUGGUUCGUUGGGCGAUGUGGUCAACCAGCGCGUGCACUUUAGCAUUAACAGCCGCUUCCUGAUGGAUUAUGGCACCAAGGAGAUCGAGUACACGUUCCCGUACAUUUCGGACGAGAUCUGCAUGUUGGUACCCAAGUCCCUUAAAGUACCAACGUGGAAGACGCUCCUCAAGUGCUUCAACACGCUGUCCUGGGUCCUGAUUUUCGUGUCGUGUCUUUGUAGUACCUUUGCCUGGUACUUUGUCGGGCCUUCGAAAAACUUGCACAAACUGAUUUGGCAGAUUUAUUGCUUCAUUGUGGGAAUUCCGCAAAAAAUUGAACCCUCGUUUAGUCAAUUUGUUUUUCUCUUGUCUUGCUUUUUUUUCAAUGUGACAAUUUUCGGGAUUAUUCAAGGGUCGUAUUUUACCGAAUUUGCAACGACCAGUUUUUACCCCGAUAUUGACACUCUUGAGGAGCUGUACGAGUCCAAUUUGCCAGUGGCCACCCACUUCUGGUUUCUUCUAGACGGUGAUACUUCUGAUCUAAUGACGAAACUCAAGACACACAAAAUUGAAGCCACAGGAGACUGUUUAGAGCAAACUGCGCGCCAGCGAAAUAUUGCCACUCUGGGGCGAAAAAGCGAAUCGGAUCUGAUAAUCAGAACUAAAUAUACGUCCAGAGAUGGUACUCCCUUGGUACACAUCGUUGAAGAGUGCCACACAUCGCUUUACCUUUGCGGGAUUGUGCCAAAAGGCUCACAUUUUUUGGCACCGUUCAACCAAAUAAUUACGCGGUUAUUUGAAGGCGGUUUCACCACCAAGUGGUACCGUGACGUCUUCGACGGUAUAAUAAGCGAGGAAAAACCACAACUGGAUGAAACCGUUAGUUUCAAUUCGUUAAAUAUGAACGACCUACAAACAGCGUUCCACAUACUAACCAUAGGGCACUUAUUUUCAAUUAUGGUACUUAUUGGCGAGGUUGUAAUAAAAGGGAAACACAAUAAAAAGUUACUUACGUAA
This is a messenger RNA of Tribolium castaneum (red flour beetle), 1779 nucleotides long. RefSeq lists its product as uncharacterized. The transcript has a single exon. The coding region runs from base 1 to 1779 and encodes 592 amino acids. NCBI's taxonomy places the organism in Eukaryota, Metazoa, Arthropoda, Insecta, Coleoptera, Tenebrionidae. The record is from RefSeq and is a predicted model, not a curated record.